AUGGAAAUCUAUAAAAAAGAUGGAUUUUUCCAAAAAUAUUGUGAGAGUGUUCGUAAAAAUUUCGACCAGAAUGAAUUUAAUCAUUUCGCGCAGCUAGAUAGUGAUGAAAAACGCUUUAGCGUCCUUAAUUCAUCGAAAUCAAUCGUAACCGAGUUGAAAUUAGUACGCGAAUUUAAUGGGAAAAAUCUUCAACAAUCGCUCAACUUCAAAAACCUGGGUAAUAAAGCAUUUCAAAGGGAGAGCUGGAAUGAGGCGUUGGCAUACUACAACAUGUGCUAUAUGGCCACACCACACAACAACGCACUGGAUAGAGCUAUCGUCCUUGCAAACAGAUCAGCUGCUUUGUAUCACAUGGAGAAAUAUGAUUUGGCCUUAGACGAUAUUCAACGAGCAAUCAACAAUAAUUAUCCUAAAGAACUGAUGUAUAAACUAACAGAGCGCCAGGCCCGCUGUUAUCUGGGCAAGAAAGAUCACGUUCGUGCUCUAAAAUGCUUCAAAGAUACUUUACCAGCUCUUGAUGAAAGUAAACUACCGCUCGAGCGUCGACAGAAAUUGGAACGUGAUGCACAAAUAAUGAUUAACUUGCUUCCGAAAAACAUCGAAGCGGAAAAGAAACUGGCGAAAAACAAGAAACCAUCCAUCCCAAAAAAGACCAAAGUUCCGGAAAAUUACAUUGACGGCUCUCUCUAUUUUGAUUACUCCGUAGAUGAGGGUAGAUUCGCUAGGACCAAGAGUGAUCUAAAACCAAAUACAAUUCUUUUGUUGGAAAAACCGCAUGUAUCCGUACUACUGGAAGAAUACAGUUUAAGCCAUUGCAGUAACUGCUUCAAGCGUGUAACUGUUCCUAUUUGCUGUUCGCAGUGCUCAGAUGUGAUCUUUUGCUCCGACGAAUGUGGAAAGAUAGCUACCUCAACCUACCAUCAGUAUGAAUGCGGGUUUUUACCGAUUUUUUGGAAAUCAGGAGCAUCCAUUACAUGUCACAUGGCGCUGCGAAUAAUUACCCAGAAAACGGAGGAAUAUUUCAUGAAACUACGCACUGAACUUCCGAAUUUGGAAAGUGAUACCACCGACAAAUUACAAAAUGACGACUACAGAAAAGUCUUCAAAUUAGUAACUCAUGAAAAGACACGAACACCUGAAGACUUCUUUCAGCGAACAUUGAUGGCUACUUUACUCAACGCAUGCCUUGUGCUUGGCGGUUAUUACAAAACUGGGGAUAGUGAAAACUUCAUCGGAGGCCUGCUGCUACACAACCUUCAAUUUCUUCAGUUCAAUGCUCAUGAAAUUUCAGAACUGCAGCGUGAAAAUGAACGGGACAUAGGAAAAUCUGUUUUUAUUGGCGGUGGUCUGUAUCCUACCUUGGCUCUUUUCAAUCAUUCAUGUGAACCUGGUGUUACGAGAUUCUAUCGGGGCAAUUCCGUAUGUGUACGCACGGUUAAGCGCAUUUCAGCAGGAUCAAUGGUGGCGGAAAACUAUGGACCAUUGUUCACUCAAGUGAACCGCGAGGAACGUCGUAAUACCCUGCUUAAUCAGUAUAAGUUUACGUGCAAUUGUCGUGCUUGCACGGAACUUUGGCCAAAGUUUUCGGAUAUGGAUCCUAAUGUUCUUCGCUUCAAAUGUGACGGUGGAAAGCCUUGCAGUAAUGUUUUGAAUAUUCCAGCGGAAAUCAAUGAGUUUAUGAUACUGUGCACAGAGUGUGGUGAACAUACCAACAUAAUGAAGGGACUCAAAUCGCUACAGGACACCGAUAUGCUCUUCAAAUCGGCAACCAAGCUCCAUGACGUCGGCCAGUAUGAAUUGGCACUGUCUAAGUAUGUGGAAAUGUUGAAUACUCUGGAUGAAGUUUUGGUGCCGCCGUAUCGUGAUUUUCAUCUAUGUCAGCAAGGCCUACGGGCAUGCAUGCUGGAGUUUGGAAACCGUUACAUUGCCACAGCAAUUAAAAAAUAG
This is a messenger RNA of Sabethes cyaneus, 1947 nucleotides long. RefSeq names its product SET and MYND domain-containing protein DDB_G0284059-like. NCBI's taxonomy places the organism in Eukaryota, Metazoa, Arthropoda, Insecta, Diptera, Culicidae. The transcript has 6 exons. Bases 1 to 1947 code for a protein of 648 amino acids. The record is from RefSeq and is a predicted model, not a curated record. Gene Ontology annotation, molecular function: protein binding.